Neomonachus schauinslandi (Hawaiian monk seal) is the source of this 1203-nucleotide messenger RNA. It is a transcript of the gene PPIC, whose product is annotated as peptidylprolyl isomerase C. The transcript has 5 exons. Bases 56 to 694 code for a protein of 212 amino acids. Gene Ontology annotation, molecular function: peptidyl-prolyl cis-trans isomerase activity. Gene Ontology annotation, biological process: protein folding; protein peptidyl-prolyl isomerization. Gene Ontology annotation, cellular component: intracellular membrane-bounded organelle. Lineage: Eukaryota; Metazoa; Chordata; Mammalia; Carnivora; Phocidae. The record is from RefSeq and is a predicted model, not a curated record.
GGUCCCGGAGGCUGAGGUGGCGUCCGAGCCGCUGUCGCCACCGCCACCGCUCGCCAUGGGCCCGGGGCCCCGGCUGCUGCUCCCUCUCGCGCUUUGCGUGGGGCUCGGCGCGCUCGCGCCUUCUGCGGGGGCCUCGGGCGUCAGCAGGCGAGGCCCCACCGUGACGGCCAAGGUCUUCUUCGAUGUGAGGAUUGGAGACAAAGAUGUUGGCAGAAUUGUGAUUGGCCUCUUUGGAAAGGUUGUGCCCAAGACUGUGGAAAAUUUUGUCGCGCUCGCAACAGGGGAGAAAGGAUACGGCUAUAAAGGAAGCAAAUUUCAUCGCGUCAUCAAAGAUUUCAUGAUUCAAGGAGGAGACUUCACGAGUGGGGACGGCACCGGCGGUAUAAGUAUUUAUGGUGAGACAUUUCCAGAUGAGAACUUCAGACUGAAGCAUUAUGGCAUUGGGUGGGUCAGCAUGGCCAACGCUGGGCCUGAUACCAACGGUUCUCAGUUCUUCAUCACCUUGACCAAGCCCACCUGGUUGGAUGGCAAACAUGUGGUAUUUGGAAAAGUCAUUGAUGGAAUGACCGUGGUCCACUCCAUAGAACUCCAGGCAACUGAUGGCCAUGACCGUCCGCUCACCACCUGCUCCAUCAUCAACAGCGGCAAGAUAGACGUGAAGACCCCCUUUGUGGUUGAGGUCGCUGACUGGUGAUACAACGGGCAGAAAACGAGAAACACACUCUGGCAGGGAUGUGUGUGUGUGCGUGUGUGUCUUUUAAUUCUCCAAAGUUACUGUUUUGCUUUGUUUCCUCACUUCUGUGUUUCACCCCCGAUCACAGGAAAGUUCAGAACAUCAACCACUCCGUGUUUAGUUUGCAUGAAUUGUGGUAAAUCACUUGUUUAGGGACUUGGCACUUAAAAGACCUAUGCCCUUCCUCCAGUGGUGCUAUUUUUAAACUAGAAAACUUUGUAUUGUCUGUUUUCUUUUGAAGAACACAAUCAUUAUUUUGCUGAAUUAACUGUGAUGCCCAAGUUGAGUGACGCUGAAGAUUUGUCUGAAGAAGACUGGGGACGUAAAGUUUGUUAUUUUGUAUUCAAACAAAUUCUUUGCAGGUAAAGGGAGAUUUGAUGAGUGUAAUCUGUAAUCUGAUAUAUGUCAUAGGGACUUUUACCUGAUAAAAGGUGCUUUUGUGUUCUCUAUAUUAAAUGCUUUUUAUAUCG